AUGAACGGGACACAGCCGCCGAAAGACCCUGCUGCUGCGGCAGCCCAACAGGCGGCGAGCAAUACAAAUGCGAAUGGCAGCUCGACGGCGAUCAACAAGAAGCGCAAGAAGGACGGCCUGAAGCCCAUCAUCACCACGGAAAACCCACAAGGAGAGCCGGCCGUGUUCCGCGGAAUACAGAUUACGCAGCGCAAGAUCCUGUCACCCAUCGCCGCUGCGCCAGCCAGCCUUCGAGUCGUUGGCCACCAGACGUGA
This is a messenger RNA of Phaeoacremonium minimum UCRPA7, 255 nucleotides long. RefSeq lists its product as hypothetical. The coding region runs from base 1 to 255 and encodes 84 amino acids. The transcript has 2 exons. NCBI's taxonomy places the organism in Eukaryota, Fungi, Ascomycota, Sordariomycetes, Togniniales, Togniniaceae. The record is from RefSeq and is a predicted model, not a curated record.